This is a messenger RNA of Physeter macrocephalus (sperm whale), 690 nucleotides long. RefSeq names its product PHD finger-like domain-containing protein 5A. Gene Ontology annotation, biological process: mRNA splicing, via spliceosome. The record is from RefSeq and is a predicted model, not a curated record. Bases 29 to 361 code for a protein of 110 amino acids. The transcript has a single exon. Gene Ontology annotation, cellular component: U12-type spliceosomal complex; precatalytic spliceosome; U2 snRNP. Lineage: Eukaryota; Metazoa; Chordata; Mammalia; Artiodactyla; Physeteridae.
CUAAGUUUCCGGUGGCAUAGAGGGAGCUAUGGCUAAACAUCACCCGGACUUGAUCUUUUGCCACAAGCAGGCUGGUGUUGCCACUGGAAGACUGUGUGAAAAAUGUGAUGGCAAGUGUGUGAUCUGUGACUCCUAUGCAUGUCCCUGUACCCUGGUGCGCAUAUGUGAUGAAUGUAACUAUGGCUCUUACCAGGGACACUGUGUGAUCUGUGGAGGCCCUGGGGUUUCGGAUGCCUAUUAUUGUAAGGAGUGCUUCAUCCAGGAGAAAGAUAGAGACGGUUGCCCAAAGGUUGUCAAUUUGGGGAGCUCUAAGACAGAUCUCUUCUAUGAACGCAAAAAAUAUGGCUUCAAGAAGAGGUGAUUGGUGGGCUGCCUCUUCCUCCCCCUGUCAAGCUGCUGCAGCUACCAAAAGAAUGCCUACAGAAAGGAAAUGGAGCACAGAGCAUCACCUGAAUUGCCUAUUAGUACACUGGCACCUUUCCACCCUUUCCUCUCCUUUCACCCAGCCAUGGUAGGAAUGGAAAAAAAGAUUCUUUGCAGAGCACUCUGGCAGACUGUACCACAGACAAAUUAAUAGAUUGGUUCAUGGCAUUCCUUAAAUUCAAGAAGCAAGGCUGUGUUAAUCCACAUCGAGAAGUUCUGUACACCAAAAGCUUCUAAAACAGGAAUGAUAUAUCAUUUCAUUCUUCU